AUGGUCCUUGCUGUAAUAAGUGCCUGCUACAUAGGAACACCAAGGUAUAGUAACAGGUGUGAGCGACAUCUGGCUUAUUCACACAAAUAUGUAUAUUGUGCGCUUAAGCUCUGUGGAUUUUUUUUGGGGGGGGGACUGUUAAAAUUAAAGUGAUGGGACAUUCCUGAGCCAUGAUAUAUAUAGUGAAAUUAUCACCCUCCUUGGCACCCUCUUUAUGUAGUCUAGAAACUUACUUGGUUUUCUGACUAACUAGGCAAUUAAAGUGACAACCGGAGAAUUAGUCCCAAUGAAACAAACAAAAGAUAGACCACACAGAGCCAGUUUAAUUGUUGUCACAGGAAUAAUUGUAAAUGUGAAUGUUCAGAGGGUUGAAUCUUUUUUUCUUCUAAUGAAAAAAUAAUUGCAAAUAGUGUGUCGGACAGCACAGUUAUUUUGCCUGAAUCAGUGUAGCAAUUCUUGUGUACUGAAUGAUGCUUGAGAGGCCAGGCAACGAGGCGUGCAGACUUCCAAGAAUGAUGAACAAAUAGUGAGAGGGCAUUAGAAAAAGGGAUAAGAUCAUUUCAUGACACUUGCUCCUCUGUCUUUACUAGGUCUUUAGGUUCUCGGACUGUGUACAGAACUGGGUGGAAAUGCAGAAUUGCUGCGUCCUUUAUCUUUGCUGGUUUGUCCAUCCUUGACAUAAUUCCAGCAGCCAUUUGGCGACAGAAAUUGGACUCCUUGUACCUGGAAGUAUUAGCAAGUGGCACAGGCACAUUGGCAUGGCUUACUCACAGCCUGACACUACUUGCUCUCUACAAGUCUCCAUACAGCUUCAAUCGUGGCCCUACCAUCCUACUAAUCCUUGCCUUAUUUCCAAUCCCAUCACUUAUUAUAACCUUGGUGUGGCACUGCCAGACUGAGAUGGGUGGUCAGCAGCUUCAACCUGACACCAUUUUCCGGCUGUCUAUCCUCUGCCUGCAGUUAGCUUCUCUGCUUCUCUAUGUAGUUGGGUAUAUCAUUCCUACAACCAGCAGGCUAGACUAUUGCUCUCUCAAUGAUUCCUGGCAGCAAGAGCCCCUGGUCACAGACUCAGGGAUCCCCGCACCUUCUUGGCAGGGAGUGGCAGAGGAUGGAGAGAGCUGGCUCUCAUGUUUCUCCUAUGCUUGGAUGAACCCUCUGAUGAAGCGUGGCUACCUGUGGAUGCUGAAUCGGCCACAGGAUGUCUUUCAGCUCCCUCGACAGCUCCAGGCCAAUGCAGUCUGUGAACACUUCUACUCCUGCUGGCGGAAAAAAGCAGCUCUCAGCCAAGAGGAUAAAGAGACUGCAUCUUCAACGGACAGAUCAUUUGCCAAAAGUAACUUGAGAAUUGAUGAAUUCUCAUCUCCAGCACAUCCUUGUGAUACCCAAAAGCCUGUACAUCUCCUAUCAGUGUUGCAUGCUGCCUUUGGGCUACGCUAUUACUCUCUGGGCCUGCUCAAACUGGCUGGCAGUCUUUUGGCAUUCUCUGGGCCCCUGCUUCUGAACCUGCUGGUCAGUUUCAUGGAGUCACGCCAAGAACCUCUCAGCAAUGGGAUAAUGUAUGCACUGGGACUCUUUGCUGGUACCUUACUGGGUGCCCUAUUGCGUAACCAGUUCAGUUACCAGAUCAACAAGAUGAUGCUUAUGGUGCGCACUGCAGUUAUCUCUGCCAUCUACCAGAAAGCCCUCCGGGUGAGUGGCAGCAGCCUGGCUGGCUUCACCACUGGCGAGAUUGUCAACUUCAUGAGCACCGACACUGACCGCUUGAUCAAUUUCUGCCUCAGUUUCCACGAGCUGUGGAGUCUUCCCUUCCAAUUUGCCAUCACCCUCUACCUCCUGUACCAGCAAGUAGGCAUAGCUUUCCUGGGAGGCCUAGCUCUGGCUCUGCUUCUUGUGCCCAUCAAUAAAGUGGUUGCCAAUCGCAUCAUGGAAAACAACAAGGAAAUGCUGAAGCACAAAGAUGAACGUGUCAAGGUGAGAUGGGGAUAUGUGGUAUUUGAAGGCUUGCCAUACUGCUUGCCUUGUGAUUUAGGCUUAAAGUUGUUGACUUAUUUAGGUAUCCAUGUUAAAAAUGUUGAGUAGCAGAAAUAAUAACUGGAUGUUGCAAUGAUUUAUCAGGAAAUAAAUAACCAGCAGUGUAGGUAAACCAGCAAACACACACACAAAUCCAAGAGACGACAUGUCACCAAGUUCCAGAAACUGACCUACCAUGAAAUGAGAGCCUUGAAGGCCACCUAGUCCUCCUUGAUGCAGGAAAUCCAGAGCAAGCACAAUGGGCAGUGGUACGUCCAGGUCUCAGGCAGAGAUCUUACUCAGCUCUGGUGCCGGAGGUCCUUUAACAAGAUACAAGGAGUUGAAGCUGUGACCUCUUGCAUGUGCUCUAGCCCUCCUCGGGGAUGUUUCCCUUUGUAUACUGUUUCACUGAAGGAAUUGGGUUUCUGGCUACAGUACUUUAAAUGGAUCAUCCCAGUAUUUGUGUUGCACUUUGUUUCCCCGAUACAUCACCAAGCAAGAAGAGAACAUGACUUUGAUUCUGUGCUGUGUCUCAUAUAGCUAACUUAGGCCCUAGCUGAAAUAGAAAGCAUUGUGACAAAGAGAUGCCGGUGAUUGUUGUGUUGCAUCUCCCUUUACCUGCAGCUGAUGACGGAGUUCUUGUGUGGCAUGCGAGUGAUCAAGUUCUACACCUGGGAGCAGCAUUUUGCCAGCAGAGUGUAUACUUGCAGAGCCAAGGAGUUGAAGAGCCUUCGAGCAAUCAAAUACCUGGAUGCUGUGUGUGUCUACCUCUGGGCAGCAUUGCCUGUGGUUGUCUCCAUUGUCAUCUUCAUCACUUAUGUUCUACUUGGACACCAGCUCUCUGCUACCAAGGUAAGAGCUGUGCCCAUUCCUUGAUGAUCCCUCUGCCUAGGAUAUGCAGCUGACUUCUUUUGUUAUUCCAGCUUCAUUGGCUACCCAUUCGUUUCCAGGUUCAAUUCAAAGUACUGGUCAUUUACCUUUAAAGUGUUACACUGUUUGGGGCCAGGAUACUUGAACAACAGUCAUCCUAUAUGAUCUUGUCCACCCAAUGACAUCAACCGGGGAGGUCCUUUUGUACGUCCUGCCACUGUCAGAGAAGAAGUUGGUUGGGAUGCACAAAAGGGCAUUUUCCAUUGCGAUACCCCAGGAGAUUUGUAUCAUUCCUUGUUGAAGGCAACUUUGUUCCAGCAUGCUUUCUGUAUUUCCUCUUCCACUGCUAUUUGUUUGUUUUAAGUUAUUUUGGUUUUAUUGUUCAUUUUACAUUUAUUGGGUUUCUUUUUGUUUUUUAGUGAUGAAUGUUCACUGUCAUGGGAUAGAAAGGUUGUUUUUUAUAUAAAUAAAUGAACAGAUGAAUAAACUGUCAUGGUGUAUGCAAAGGCUUCAGAAGGUAUCACUGCUCAGGCAAACUUCCAGCAAUUUUAAACAUUGCUGCUAUUGAAGAGCAAUAGAAAGGGGGAAAUAAAAUUGCUUUUAGUGUCAGAAGUAAGGACCUCCUACCUGAGUGAUAGCUUUCCCUGGAAUGUGAGAAGUAAGUGGCUUCACAAGUGAGACAGACUCUAUACAGAGCAUUGUCUAGACAAAACAAGGUUCAUUGUCUUUCAAGCUUUACUCUUUUAUUACAAAUAUAAAAGCAGAAUCGGUUAGAAGACAAGAGGAAUAAAGAAGCAAUUGUCCACUAUUAUAAAAAAUAUAAAAAUCCUCUCCAGUAAAGUCAUAAUAUGAAAGCAGACAAUAUUAAAGUAUUAAAUAUUAAACCAACAGAGUGAUGGUUUCUUCCUUCCCAUCUCAGACUCUCUACCCUCCUCUUAGGCUUUUGUAGCCUUGGCUCCUAUCACAGUUCAGGAAUUAAAGCUUGCUCAGAAAGGUUAAAUCUGAGCUGAUGUUUCUCAGACAUAGACCCCAAGAUAACGCUCCCUAAUGGAAGUCCACUUAAAACACACCCUUGAACAUUUGAGCACACAUCACACUGUUCACAACUACUAAAAUGGCUUUUCUCUGGCUCUCUUUGGAUACUUCAGUUCUUUGCUUAACCCUCUGAGCUUUUUCAUCCCAUGAAAUCUUCUCUCUCCCCAUAGGUGUUUACAGCUUUGGCACUUGUUGGGAUGCUCAUUCUACCUCUCAAUAAUUUCCCCUGGGUGCUGAAUGGGAUUUUAGAAGCCAAAGUAUCUCUGGAUCGAGUCCAGCACUUCCUUGAGCUCACAGACCAGGAUCUGGAUGCUUACUAUAGCAGAGGUAUGGUGACUGGGGAAACUGGAGAACAGGUGGUGUUGGGUAAGACCACCAGAGUAGGGAAAGAAGUGCUCUUGAGUCGUUGGGAAUAGAUGUGAAAAGAGCAAGGGGGGUGCUUGUUCCUUUGGGUAUUCUGCUUGGCUACGGACUCAACCACAAAAUUUGGUGUUCAAGUGUAUCCUGAUAGCAGUGCUCCUUUUCCGGAUGCCAGUUUCCUCUCAUUUGCUAAUCCAGAGUUCCCAUCUUGUUGCUUCCACCAGGGAGCUCCAGUGGUAACACUCUAGGUUUCUCUCAAUGGCCAAAGUUGUGAAACCCAUGGGCAGGUGAAGGAAUAAGCAAGUUUUAUGGAAAGAUGGAUACCUUCUUUAUUUUGGAGCAUCUGCAUAGCCCUCUUAAGGAGGCAGCUGAUGGUCCAAGACAGUUUCCUGCAAAAGCCUGCAAACGUUCAUAGUUCCCAAAUGUACCUCUUGAAUAUGGGGGGAAGUCACCACAGCACUGAGGAACUAGGUUCAUUCACACAGCAGGACUCCCCCCCCCCCUCCAAUCGCAUACCUGCUAAACCUGUUCUGGGUUUCUCCCCAACUCUCCAGAGCAGAUUUAGGAGCCGCACAAGGGGGGAGGGAGUACCAUUGUGUGAGUAGAUCUCAUUCCACGCAUGUAACAAUGUUGUUAAAUCCUGUCCUAUUUACCUAUAGAUGUGCUGCUGCUUUUCCAUUGCAGACGGCCCUUCUGACCCAUCUUCUGUCCUGGAAAUGCGCCGCACCACCUUUUCAUGGUCACCAGCAAGCAAAGAAAAUGCUGAAUCCCACAUGCCCAGAGGAAGUUUGCAGCUCUUUAUUCAAGAUCUGGUGGUGGCAAAGGUGAGCAACAAGGAGCAACGGUCCAGGGAAAUGCCGCUGGGUCAGCCGUGUGAUAUGGGAGUCUUUGUACUUCCAUUCUGCAGAGAGAACAAGAAUGUGUUCUGAAUGAAUGAAUGUUUGUGAAGUGCUACAGCAAGGUUGCAUAACAAACUCUGAAACAGCUGGUGCCUCUUUCCCUCUGCAGGGCACACUGGUGGGAGUCGUUGGGAAAGUUGGGUGUGGAAAAAGCUCUUUGUUGGCAGCCAUCACUGGAGAACUCAGUAGGUAAAUAGUCAAUACUGCUUUGCUUCUUGUGUCUUAAGAACCCAUGAUUUCACCUGCAAGACUUAAGGCUUAAUUUGAAUCUGGUCUCACCAGAGUAUAGCCACAAAACCUAUUUCACUGCCAGGGCAUACAAGGUAAUAAUAAUCUAAUUAUUUGCAGUGAUUUUCUUUAGUAUUGAUGUGCUCAUUAUACUUACAUCCUCCUUUUACAUAUGGGAUUAUCAGAGGCCUCCCAUACAAGUUCCACAAUUUCUAAGCUUCAGCAAUACUUGCAAUAUCAGGUACUCCAACACUAUUCACUGGGCCCAUUCAAAGUGUUUCCUCUCACUAUUAGGUAACCACAAGCCUAAUCAUGACAAGGAUUAGAAAACUCCUAAGCACACAGAGGUCCAGCAUCAAACUUCAUAGAAAUUAAUGACUGGAAAGGCCUGUUUUCCAUACCCACUCUCAUGGCAAUUUUAAAUUCCUCCUCUUUUUUCCCUUGUCUGUUUCUCCUGCCCAUCUCUGGGAUGCAUACAGUCGAGGUGAGCAAGUUUACAUCUGGGAUCUGGAAAAAGGAUUUGGCUUGGCCACGCAAGAGCCCUGGAUCCAGUUUACCAGCAUCCGUGAAAACAUCCUCUUUGGGAAGGAAUAUGAUGCCAGGUUUUACCAGGAAGUCAUUGAGGCCUGUGCUCUCUCUGAUGACUUGAAUGUGAGUGUCCUAUGAGAAAAAAAUAGGUUGGCUCCCUAGGUACCAUUGGUGCUCUAUGUGCAUUCAACAAUCUGAUGUAUGGCUGCCCUUGGGAAUUCCCAGUGCACAGUGUAAGAGCUUUUAAUAGGCUGUAUAUGGAACUGUGUAGUCUCAAAUUGAAUAUAUUGAGAAGACCACCUAAAGCUUAGUAAUGCGAGUCUUAGUAAUGUGGACUUCCAGAGCUGUUUCCUAGCUUCUUGUUUCAAUGGUAAACAGAACCGGGUCAAAUUGGCAACAUUACCAAGAGCCCUCCUUUUCGAAUUUUGUGUUGCAUUUUCUUAAUACAAUUUUUUGUAUACAGUUGUCCCCAUGUAAAAAAGUUAGUCAUGCUUACUUUCCACUAAAAUCGGUGAAGGCCCCAUUUAAAACGAUUAACCUAGCCCAUUGUUUCAAAUGACUUAAGUGCAACUGACUUUCCUAGGAUUAUGGUCAAAGUACUGUUAUUAAUUAUAUGUUUCUUUUGGGAGUCAUCAAUAUUGAGGGGUAAGCUUCUGUUUUCGGUGUAUUCUUAUAUUCACUCUGCCUUUGGACUGAAAAGAACUGGAAUAGCAUUUUUCUACUUCAAGUUUGUCAUAUUUUCUUGUCAACAAUUGCCACUUUGUGCUCACACUAAUGAUAUAACCGAGUCCCAAGCACAAUGUGUUAGGAAGGUUCUGCUUUCCUUCCUUUCAAUGGAUUCAGAACAACAUUAACAGAACAACAGGUGGUCUGAUUUUGGCAGUGGCUGCCAACUGCCAUUUAAUCUCCUUGGUUUCUCUGCAGACAUUUUGGCACCUGGUUGCUUGUCCAGAAGGACUUUGCACUAGAGCUGUGAACCAAAGUCAGGGGUCCUGGAUGUUGCUAUAGCUCAGUGCAUCUGUUUAACACUUCUUAAAUUACUUAUCAUCUCUCUGUUUAACUUUUAGAUUUUGCCAGCAGGCGAUCAGACAGAGGUGGGCGAGAAUGGAGUUACACUCAGCGGGGGACAGAAAGCUCGAGUUGCGCUUGCAAGAGCUGUUUACCAGGUAUAUAAAGGGCUGGGUAAGCAGCCUCAGAUGGCACUAACUUGAAAUAGAAGUGGUGAUGCUUCCAUUGACAGGACCUGCCCUUAAGAAGAACUAGGGUGAAACAAACACCCCCAUCGUUCUACCCGGACACUGAGGUCCAGCGCCGAGGGCCUUCUGGCAGUUCCCUCACUGCGAGAAGCCAAGUUACAGGGAACCAGGCAGAGGGCCUUCUCGGAAGUGGCGCCCUCCCUGUGGAACGCCCUCCCCCAGAUGUCUAAGAGAACAACUACCAGACUUUUAGAAGACAUCUGAAGGCAGCCAUGUUUAGGGAAGCUUUUAAUGUUUGAUGUAUUGUGGUAUUUUAAUAUUUUGUUGGAAGCCACCCAGAGUGGCUGGGGAAACCCAGCCAGAUGGGCGGGGUAUAAAUUUAUUAUUAUUAUUAUUAUUAUUAUUAUUAUUAUUAUUAUUUAACAAACAAAUGAAGGUCAUUUUCAGAUGUUUUUCUUUCUUUUUUUACCAUCCUUAGUAUUUCAAAGUCAGAAAGCCAUAAUAUUUAUAUUACUGUUUUCCUUAGGAUAAAGACUUAUACCUUCUCGAUGACCCACUGGCAGCUGUUGAUGCAGAUGUAGCCAAACACCUUAUGCAGAAGUGCAUUCUGGGAAUUCUCAAACGUAAGACCAGGAUUCUUUGCACCCACAGAACAGAGUUUUUGGAAAAGGCUGACAUCUUAUUGCUAAUGGACAAUGGCAGAAUACUCAAGACAGGUAUAGCCUGGUGUUUUCUACCACUUUUGUUUCUCUAUGCCUAGGUUCUGAGCUGCCCUCCUCAGAGUGGGAAUUCAGAGGGUGAGUCACACGGUGUUUUUUAAAUCAAGCAGGUAGUGUUUUAGUUAUCCCUGUGCAGUUUGUUUGGGGUUUUUUUGCACUUUUUAAUACAUUUUAAUUAUUGAUUCAAUUGUUUCAUUUCAUUUAUUGUUGUUUUAUGAUUUUUUAAAAGUGGUUUUGUUAAUUUGGUAUCUUGUAAGCUACCCUGAAGGUUUAUCGGACCAUAAAUAGGCUAAAUCAGAUAAUAAAAUAGAAACUUCCACAAUGUGGGUAAACAACGGAAUUUGCAAGGAAUAUGCUGUGUUACUAAAAUAUCCAAAAUGGGGGAAAGUGCAACAACAAUGCAGGUGAGCAGAUGAGAUUAGGGAGAAGGGAAUUGUUAAGGGGUGCAAAUGAGGUUUCCAAAUAGAUUACAGAGCUAGAGUGAUCAGAAAUCUUUCUAGGCAUGCUGCUCUAUGUGGAGAGACAGAGCUUCACUCACAGGAUGUUCCUACAUGCAGAAAAAGAGGGGAGGCCAUUUUUGCCAAUUCCUCCUUCAGUGCUCCUAAGGAUCUGCUGUGGAGGAUUGGUAGACCCUCCAGAAUAGAGUGGAAGGUGGUGCUGAGGAUUGCAGAAAGAAAGGCCAACUGGUGAAACUCCCCAAAACACACACACCUUUAGCCAACAGGAGACCAUGCUGGAUUAGAGAAUAUUCCAUGCAGGACCUCUUUCUUAUGCAAAAAGGCAAAUCAGGACCAAAGAGAGGAGCCUCGGGCAGAUGAUAUCGCACUGUAACAGAUACAGAGUUAAGUUUCUGCCGAAUGCAACCCUAUUGGUAUUUUUUUCUAGGAACUCCAAAUGAGAUCCUGCCACUAGUGCAAGCUGCCCCUCAGCUCAGGGAGAUGGACAAGACAAUGAAGGAUAAAAGUAAGUUCUGGGUGUUUUAAGGAGGAUUUUAGUAUGCUUCUGCCGGAUACAUGGUAACUGAGCAAAAACAUUUAUGAAUCUUUUUGUUUGUGACCUUUUAGACCUCACAUCAGGACUAGUUGGCCAGGUUGAGGAGUGAACUAGUUUGGAAAUCUAAGGCAAAGAAGGAACAUUACUUUUCCCCAGUUGAGCAUGUAGGCCUCCUUGUUUCAUUUUGAGCAAAGAGUUAUAAGCUUCAGGUUUUAUUUAAUGCAUGGUUAUUCUUCAUUAUCUUGUGAAUUGUCCUGGAAUCCUAAUCUGAUGUAGACCACCUAAUCUGGUGGUCUAUAAAUGAAUCAAAUCAAGUUAAAAUAAUUGCCUAAACCUACUACAGUCAGUAAAAUAGACACCAGGGGCCAAAGAUUCUUAGUAUAAAGACUACACACACACAUACACUGCAUUUUAGCCUUAGCAUGAGGUUUCUUCAGAAGCUUUAUUUUGUUUGUAUGUAAGGGCAGGGGGGAACAGAUGCAGUAGGAGAUCUCAUCCUCUGCUUUAAGCAAAUUUGAGAGUGACAUAUGUCUGCCCUGAAAAGGAAAAGAGCAAUAGCUCCCAGUUAUAAACAGCCAGGUCUACAGACCAAAGUAGGAUGCAGCUGAUGGAAGUGUGGGUUUGCCAGGUAUUUUAAUUUAACUGAAAAUAUAUCACAAAAUGGGAAGUCUUUAAACUCAAGGGUACUUGGUUGCCCAUCAAGGAACCCUUCCUGCAUGCCAUGACCUGUAGUUGUUUUCUGCCUCCUAAGUACCCACUGAAUAUAGCCAAGAAGAAGAGGUAGAGCCUGAGGAAGACGAGCCAAAUGACGCAAAUUGUCUCCUCAAGCGAGAGGAAGAGAAGAAAGAAGGGGCUGUGGCUUUCCAGGUCUACCAAGCAUAUUGGCUGGCUGUGGGCAGCUGCCUGGCAUUGUCCAUCCUUCUCUCACUGCUGCUAAUGCAAGGUAAGGAUUUCACUUUCUUCCUCCUCUGGUCUUGGUUUCUUGCUGUCUCCCAUAAAUUCUGUGUCCUCUUGAGACAGCUAUCCUCCCUCUCCUGCCCCCCCACCACAUUCUGUUCUGUGGAGUUCUCCCAACCAAUUUCAGGGAGCACCAAGGGGCGGGGAAGGAGGGGAGAAGCCCCAUUGCGCAAGCCAAAGCCCUUGCACAGGGCUUGCUUUGACAGGACCCGUGAGGUGAAUCACACCCUAACAGUUUGGACAGUUAAAAUGGACAGAUAAAUUCACCUUGUGGCUACUUUUACAACUCAAAACUCACAUGAAAGGCCUCUUAACUAGCUGCUAAUUUUUGAAUUGGUAAAGUUAAAUCUCACUCAUUGAUACUUGUUCAUUCUUACAGCUUCUAGGAAUGUCUCUGACUGGUGGUUGUCACACUGGAUUUCCAGCCUACCCCGCCCAGAAAACGCCUCUGUCAGCAACCUGCCAGCUUUGCCUUCCUCACAGUUGCUGCUCUUCUCCCAUGGGGGACUCGUGUAUGUUGGUAUAAGCUAUGAACUGAGUCUGAGGACUAAGUCUGUCAGUGAAUGUGCAGAAACACGUGGGCUUUGUUUUGGCAGCCCCUUUGUGAAGGUUUGCCUUGGCAUGAGUGGAAAACCGAACACUACCGAUAGAGCCGCCAAAACUUAUAGAAACGAAAGAGAAGCUUGGCGGAAAGAUCUAAAAAAACCUACCAGAUGGGUUGCUGAGAGGAAAUGGGCACCUAGGUGCAGGGAAGGAUUGGGGAACUUCUGGCCCAUGCCUGGUCCCCCUGGCAAGCUUAUCAAGCAUGGAGGUGAGGUGAUAAUCCCACCCAGCUGGCACAACUUUUUUUUUUUUGUUUCAAGGGUUUGGCCAUGAAGGGAGGACUACCAGGCAAGUCGGCUGGCUGGCUGCUUCACCUCCACCCCCACCCCCCGAUCUGCUACUGUCUGACAUUUCCCCCAUACUCACUGGGGUGUUGUCAGGGAGACACUGGGUUGCCUCUUUGCCUCAGAUGCCGCACCAGGCCUGAGCAUAAUGGGAGGGACCAGCGUGGAGCCUUCUUAGGAAUACCCCUUCCCCUCACUUUGAGAGCGGUCCUAUUGACUUUGCCCAAGACCUGGCAAAGGAGCUGGACAUCAGGUGAGCUGCCAUUCCUGACUGAUCUUGUCUGUCUCCUCAGCUCUCCAGUCUUUGCCUCCGUUCCUUCAAAUGGCACUUUGGACGUGAACUUUUACCUGACUGUGUACGGCUGCAUUGCUGGGGCCAAUUCUGUCUUCACGAUGCUGAGAGCCUUCCUCUUUGCCUAUGGCACCAUUCACGCUGCAAUUGUCAUUCACGACAGGCUGCUCAAAAGGGUGAUGAAGGUAAAGUCUGUCAGACAGGACAGCUCUGGGUCCUGGAAGCUCUGCUUGGGGACAGGGGACAGGCAGGAGAAGAAGGGGAGCUGCUCUUAAAGCCCACCUCCCUGCUUUGCUCUUCUUUGGGGUUCAUAUGUCCAGACCCCAUUUAAUUUCAGUUGACUGUUGUAGAAGGUAUUAAUCCUUUGCUGAAGUGCUGACCACGAACCCCAGAGGUCUCUUGAGAGAAAUGGCUCGAGAAAAUAAUCAUCACUAUGGUUUGGAAACGCAGUAUUUCCUCUUUGUUUAGAACAGGUUAUACAGUUCUUAUAUCUGUCUUGAAAAUAAUCACGCAAACCAAGGUUAGGAUAAGAUAGUCACUUGCUUAGGAUACUCCUCUUCCCCACAGCAAGUCUCAUAGCUGGAUCAUGAAGGUGACUUUGUAUUGGGAUGAGGCGUCUUUGUUAAGAACUUGUUGUGCAAAGAGGAGGGAAAAGAAAAGAGAUGGCAUAUUAUCCUGUUGGGCAAGCUCAAACUAGCAUUCCUCCCUGUUCCUCCACAGUUUAUGCAGCAAAAAAAUCUGAUUAGCCUCCUUCCCUCUUGGGCUUUGGUUUGAGGUCACUCUACUUACAUGGGUGCAGGUCCUUGCAAUGGCCCAUCAAAAUGCUUAUGGCAAGGCUUGUCCCAGAGAUAGAAAAAAAAAAGUAGGCUAAAGGCUUUAUAUUUCAUCAAACAAACUGGUUCUAAUCCUUUAAAACAAACCCUUUGCUUUGUCUAGUGAUUCAAAACUGUUUCAUGUAAUAAGUUUUUAUAUCAUGGGAUAUAAUUUGGCUGUUCCUGGUUCACUGGAACAGCAUUCCUUGUUGAGAUAUGCCCACUAUCUGUAAUUUCCUGAAACAACUGAUGACAUUUUUUGUUUCUACAAGCUUUUCCAGCUGGAAAAAAUAGGUCUCUGCCGCUAUUUUUUUUUUUACUUAAAAAAACACCUACCUUUGGGGGGGGUUAUGCCAUGUCUGUAAAUUUGCUUGAGAUGUAUGUAAUAAUAAUAAUCAUCAUCAUCAUCAUCAUCAUCACAUUUGGGAGAAGCAUGUAUUGUAUGUUAAGUGUUUUGUCUUGAGUACAAGAAUUAAGCAGCUGAUGUGUGCCAUAAUCUCUAAAUUACUUAGCUGCCACAAAAAACAGCCUCUGGACACAGCUUCUUUUUAGGACACAGAUCAAUCUCUAAAAGUGUGAAACAGCACACAAUGGUUCACUACAAUCUUUUUCUUCUAUUGCCAGGCCACAGUGACUUUCUUUGACACCACGCCAACGGGCCGCAUCCUUAAUCGCUUCUCCUCAGAUCUGUACUGUGUGGAUGACAGCCUGCCAUUCAUUCUCAACAUCUUCCUGGCCAACAUCUUUGGGCUGCUGGGCAUGCUUGUGAUGAUCACCUAUGGCCUGCCUUGGAUCGGCCUCGUUCUGCUGCCCCUGGCUGCCAUCUACUACUCAAUUCAGCGCUAUUAUCGGCGCACCUCCCGAGAACUCAAACGCCUCUACAGUCUCACCCUGUCCCCCAUCUACACUCACUUCUCAGAGACCCUGACAGGCCUCAGCACAAUCCGAGCAACCAGGGCCACAGGCAGGUGAGUUUUGCUCUUCAGGCAGGGAAGGUCUAAAUAUGCACAGAAAGGGCUGACCUGGGGAACUGGUCCUGUGACCGCUGAGAAAAAGAGGUACUGAGAACUGCAAUGGAUCUCUUCCUGAUAUUAACCUCUGGGUUGUAUCCAGUCUAGGUUUGAGACAGAGAACCAGCUGCGACUUGAACUGAAUCAGCGCUGCCGUUUUGCCAGUAACACCGCAAUGCAGUGGUUGGACAUUCGGCUGCAGAUGAUUGGAGUUGCUGUAGUUACUGCUAUUGCAGGAAUCGCCAUCAUCCAGCACCAGAAAAAAAUGGGAAACCCUGGUGAGCCACCUGAUUAUGACCUCUGAAGGAGGCAUCUUCUUCUGUGGUCAUCUUUUACCAUUGACAUCUCAGAAUGCUUCUUCUUUCCACCACUCUCUGACAUGGAUCCUGGAUAUCUGCUUUUGGGAGGACUAGAAAGCAGCUAAAUAGUAGUUUGAUCCACCCAGGACCUACCUUUAUACCAGCAUGUACUACGGGACUCAUUUGUCAUUUUUUCAUACUGUAUUUUCAUUUUUUAUUGAUUUUCCAAAUUAUUACAAAUCAAACCAAGUUAAUUUAAUACAAUUUCUUAAAAUCAGGUUUCCCACUCCCGUUUCAAUCAUAUGUCCAAGAUUUCCCCCAUAGCUGCUUCAUUUCUUAUUUAGUCUCCAGCUGAAACCCUUCACUUGCCAUUUAACCAUUCUUCCAGUUGCCUGCUUUUUCACCUUUUUCACCUUCACCUCAAUUUCAUCUUGUAGAUAUAUCAUCCAUUUCAUGUGUGUAGCCCUUCCAGACCUGGAGUGUUGAAAGAAUUUAGUUCUUUCUCUCGUUCAGUUCUUUGCAGUGUUUAUCUGAGUGGUACAAGGUCAUGUUCUCUUCCAUUCUGCUGUUAUCAAGCUGACAUGCGAACCACAGCCAUCAAUAUCUCACAGAGUGAACUCUCCAGACAUCUGCCAUUAAAUUCACCUCUGGAGUUCUUUCUCGGCACACAAUACACAGCAAAAUCUUUUCUAAGAUUCAGCCUCUCUUCAGCAACAGCUUCAGGUCAUUUUUCUUUCCCCCCACUGCAUGCAUUCUAUUUUCAUCUCUCUCUCUCCCAUCUUUCUCUUUUAAAAAAGAAAGAAGGGGGUGGGGAUACUCUAGCCUGCCUAAGUUUACAACCCAGCCCAGUUGAAAGCCAAUGAUCCAGCUGAACUCCCCUAUAGUUUGACAGGGUUCUCUGUUCCCAAAUGUGUUAGGCCAUAAAAAGCAGACAGAAGCACACUGAAGGAAAGAGAAGCAAUGCUCAUCUUGCCCAGUGUACGUAUGGGAUAAUUAGAUAGAUACAGAUAGCUAAAGCAAGUGAGCUGGUGCAGACAUUAAGGGGCAGAGAAAAGAAUUGAAAGCCAGUCUUACAUACCCUAAAAAUAAUUUAGGGUUCCAGUUAGAUUUUGAAUGUGCAAGAAAAAUCCACCCCAUCAAUUCUUUUGCAAGGGACACCUUCUUAACAUGCUGACCUCUCUCUUUCUCCUCUACUUACCCAUAUUGGAACUGGGCCACUGUUGUUUCCCUUGCUUCAGAGUUGUUGUGCUUUUUGACAAAGCCUUUUUUGUCCCCGCAGGUCUUGUGGGCCUGGCCCUUUCCUAUGCCCUUUCGGUCACAAACUUGUUGUCUGGACUCAUCAACAGCUUCACCCAGACAGAGACCAUGAUGGUGAGUGUGGAGCGUACCGAGGAAUAUGCAACUGAGAUUCCCGUGGAGCCUCAAGAGGAGCUACUCCAGGUAAGGGUUCAUUGCUGGGUCUCUUGUGAAUGAUUGGAGGUGCUCUUGCAGAACAUCUGAUUCCACACAGUCCCAUAAGCACAGGCUCUUUGGUCUGCAUUAGUUCUCCAUCUGUUGAGCAUUCUUCAGAGGAGGAGGUAGGCAUCCUGGAGCGGGUAACUACUGUCAACAAACUUCCUGCCCCUUUUGGUGAGAGAGUUCCCCUCCCAUAUUUAUCCUGCUUCACCAGAACAGCAAGGGUUUUGGGAGCUAUCUGGCCUUCAAGGAAUUUCCCUCUUCGCUCCUCAUUCAGCUUGUCAGCAGGGAUUAAGGUAGAGUAGGAGGAGAUAUUUUUAAAAGCCCAGCAAAAAAAGACCAGAAGGAGACAGACCUUCAGCUAAUCUGAUGCAAUGGCAGCUUGUUUUAUUGAUUUGGAUUGGUAAACCUCCCCUAGUUUCUCUGUGGCCAAUGGUAUGCACAGUAGAGUCCUAUUCAUGGAAUGAAGCCUCUUCCACCAUCACUGAAGUCAACAGCAAGCACAAAAGCUCAUCAGACAAGGGUACAGGGAAGCUCAGUCAUCUUUCAUCUCACUUCUAGACCUGGACCCCAAUAGAUUCAAAAUGACAGCCACUGUCACCUUUGCAACUGAGACAACAGUAAGCAUUGUCACAUUGGGGCCCUUGGAUCUUCUCUGCUCCCACUGCUGAUCAUGGUGAUGGCAAAUCAAAAAGGACUUAGGAUAAGGAAGUAUUGCUGCUGCAUUAUUGCUUGCACCUUUUUCUCUUUUUUCAAGGUUUCACCUGAUUGGCCAAGUCAGGGUCACAUAGAGUUCCAGCAAGUAGUGCUGGCCUAUCGGCCUGACCUACCCAAUGCCUUGGAUGGGGUGACUUUCACAAUCUACUCUGGGGAGAAAGUGGGGAUAGUUGGGCGGACUGGAUCUGGCAAGUCCACCCUCUUUCUGGCCCUUUUCCGUAUGGUGGAGCUGAAAGCUGGCCGGAUCCUCCUGGACAACAUUGACAGCCAUUCUGUAGGCUUGAAAGCACUGAGGUAGGUCAAGGAGUAAGCCACAAUGGCAGCAGUGUCGCUGUUGCAGCAGCUUGAAAAGUCAAUUUAAUGCGAUGCGGAGGGGCUGUCUCAGAAUGUCAGGUUCCCAUUGGCCCUGUUCGCCUCUAAGCUGUGCAGUCCAGUGAGCCUUCCUCUGUCCUUCCUCUUAGGUCUAAGUUGGCCAUAAUCCCCCAGGAUCCCUUUUUGUUCAGUGGGACAAUCCGUGAGAACUUGGACCCUCGGGGGCAACACACAGAUGCCGACUUGCUGCAAGUCCUAGAGCAAUGCCAUCUGCAGGCAGUGAUUACAGAGAUGGGUGAGUACAUUGUUUGGAGAACAGAAAUGAACUGCUUGUUAUGUUUGUUGGGAGGGAGAUAAUAAUAAUAAUAAUAAUAAUAAUAAUAAUAAUAAUUAUAAUUAUAAUUAUUAUAAUUUAUUAUUUAUACCCUGCCCAUCUGGCUGGGCUUCCCCAGCCACUCUGGGCAGCUUCCAACAAAAUAUUAAAAUACAGUAAUGCAUAAAACAUUAAAAGCUUCCCUAAACAGGGCUGCCUUCAGAUGUAUUCUAAAAGUCUGGUAGUUGUUGUUCUCUUUGACAUCUGGUAGGAGGGUGUUCCACAGGGCCGGUGCCACUACCGAGAAGGCUCUCUGCCUGGUUCCCUGUAACUUGGCUUCUCGCAGUGAGGGAACCGCCAGAAGGCCCUCGGCGCUGGACCUCAGGGUCCGGGUAGAACGAUGGGGGAAAUAUUAAGAACCUAGAAAAGAAUCUGCCAAAACCUAUUGGUCUUCAAUACUGGUCAGAGUAGUAAGCUGAAGGAAAAUUCACUAAACAACUAUGGGGUGGAGGUUGCUGGAAACCAGCGGAAGCUGUUGUGAUUUUUUAAAAAAUAAAUAAAAAUGGCCUCAAUAAAACCCUUAAAAGCAGUUUCCCUCAUCUUUGGGUCACCAGAUGUCGUUAGACUACAACUCCCAUCAUUUGAGCCAGCACGGCCAAUGGCCAGGGGCGAAAGGGGUUAUAAGGCAACUAAGCCGGUCCCCAGGUGUUGUUGGACUACAACUCCCAUCAUCCCUGAGCUCUGGCCUUGCUAGCGAGGGGUGAUGGGAGUUGUAGUUCAACAACAUCUGGGGACCCACAGGUUGAGAAAGGCUGGCACAGAGGGUUUGUGAUCUUUGUUUCUUGUUCCAAUCUCAGCCCUUCUUGCCUACAUUCAGGCCUUUCUCAUUCAUCUGAACUAGUGUUAAGUAGAGGCAAAGUUUUGAAACUUACAUUAACUCCUCUACUCUCUUGCUCCAUGCAGGUGGGUUGGAUUGUGAGCUGGGGGAGAGAGGAAAGAGUCUCUCCGUAGGACAGAGGCAGCUGGUUUGUUUAGCAAGGGCUCUCUUGACCCAGGCCAAGGUGAGUGAUGUCUUCUCAAAGUGGGUUCCACAAAGAUGCCUGAUAUUUUUUGUUUGUUUGGGACAACUGUGGGGAAGGAUCAUACUGCAAGACUUGGAAGGUGUGAGGAGGAUGUAUUAGCUCAAUAACAAAAAGAGGGAAAGCUGGAUAAAAAAAUGGAGCAUUCUCCCUGUGAGGAAAGGUGACAAUGUUCGGGUCUUCUGAACUGAGAAAAAAAGUGACUAAGGGGGAACACUAUGGAGGACCAUAAAAGUAUGUACAGUGGUACCUUGGUUCCCAAACGGCUUAGUUGUCAAACAAAUCGGCUCCCAAACGCCACAAACCUGGAAGUAAGUGUUCAGGUUUGCAAACGUUUUCCGACGCAGCUUCCACUUAAGUGCAGGAAGCUCCUGCAGCCAAUCAGAAGCCACGCCUUGCUUUUCGAUCUGUUUCGGGAGUCGAACAGACUCCCGGAAAGUAUUAAGUUCGAGAACCAAGGUACCACUGUAUGGUUUGGGGAAGUGGAUAGAGAGAAAGGUUAGGCUUUUUCUUAAAACUCUAGAACUCAGAGUCACCUAUUGAGAUAGACAGACAAAAGACCAUAUUUCUCCACACUGUACAGAAUUAGUUUAUGGAAUUUGCUACCACAGUAUGUGGUGGUGGCCCCCAGGAUAGCUGGCUACAAAACUCAUUCCCCAAAUGUUUAUUGAAGCAGUGAGAGGGUGCUCACACUGCGCUGAAAAAAGCAAUUUUAUUCAGUUUAGACAAAUCAAUGUAGGACAGGACAGUUAGUGGCUAACAAUUUAUUAACUAAAUCGCACCUCCUGGUUCAGAGGCAGUGUUUUAUUUCUUUAAUUAAAAGCAUUUCUAAAUUGCUUAAUAUUUUUAGAAACUAAAGAAGCACUGUCAUACUUCUAGGAGUACAAAGGUACAAAACCAGAGCAAUAUAAUGACGCAGAGCUAAAAAUGCUAUACAAACAUACCAAUGGUAUAGCAUUCAGCCUUAUGGGUCAGGAAAAUCUUGUGCAAAAAGAUACAGCAUUACAGAGUCUAGGGGCAACUGUGGACAAUGUCCUUUUUCAGUAUAACACUGAAUACCAGUUGCUGGGGGCCAAGAAACACUGGAAAGGCCUCUUGCUUUCAUGCCCUGUUUGUGGGCUUCCCAGCAUGGCUCUCGAGUUCUUACAACGGUUAGAUUCCACAGUGCCUGAUUAAAUUAAAUGUGUUGUAUUAAUAAGCAGGACCAAGAGUUGUGUUCAUCAGCGACACUCUUCUAAGUGUUUUCAUUUUGUCUCAUUGACAGGUUCUGUGCAUUGAUGAAGCCACAGCAAGUGUGGAUCAGAAGACAGACAGAUUACUCCAACAGACCAUCCGCCAGCGAUUCACAGACAAAACUGUACUGACUAUAGCUCACAGGUGCCUUUUUGUUUCUCAUUUAGCCUGUUCUCCAGCUUUCAAGCAGCAACGCUCAGGGAUCACAGAAUCACCUUGCCUCAACUUUAUUUACCUAAUGCAGUUUUGCUUGCACACCCAGCUCUCUGAACAGAUGAUAACUAUCCACAGUGGGUGGCAGAUGCAGGGAUGUCACAACCACAUGCCUUUUGAUUUACAAAUCUGAAGUGCUUCAGGAAGUAUUAAUUAGUAUCAGUGCUUGGAUUAUGGGAGGAAAGAGAGCUUUAAUGAAAUCCACAAGUCUUGCUCCUAGCUUUCCUUAAUUUUAGUCAAAUUACAGUAUUUUUCGCUCUAUAGGAUGCACCCGACCAUAAGACGCACCUAGUUUUAGAGGGGGAGAACAAGAAAAAAGCAUUCUCUCCCUCUCUGCGCAGCGCCCCCUUCAGCGAAGCGGCAGGAGAAGCGGAGCCCCUUCCAUUUCUUCUCCCGCUUUGCUGAAGGGGCGCUGCACAGAGAGGGAAAGCUGCGCAGCACCUCUCCAGCGAAGCGAAGCCAGGAGAGCAAGAGGGAUCAGUGCGCACUGACCCCUCUCGCUCUCCAGGCUUUGCAUUGCUGAAGCCAUGGAGCCUGCAUUUGCUCCAUAAGAUGCACACACAUUUCCCCUUAAUUUUUGGAGGGGGAAAAGUGCGUCUUAUAGAGCGAAAAAUACGGUAUGUCCCACUGUUAGGUAGCUUGAAUCCCAUUUCAUGCAGCAACUGACUUCAUAGUAGUCAAAGAUAAUUAUCACUUAACAUGGCUAUCGAUGUAUUAUUUACCUGAAGCGUUUUCCUGUUAUUUAGCUGACAGGGCUCCCAGAGUGACUUACAGCAAUCACUUGUAAGACAGCAAAUGGUGGUGUGUAUACAACCUGACCUCUUCUGUACGAAUGUUGCAAAAUACCCAGAAGAGCAGCUCUGCUUUUCAUCUUAGUAAGAGGCUGCACAGGGUUGCAGGCUAUAUCUUGCAGGCCUUCAAUUAUAUUAUCAGUGAGUAACAAAUAAGAAACGUGAGGCUUAGGUCUAGUUCUUACACACAACAAACAAGCUAGCAAAGCUGUUUCAAAAUUGCUUUGUUAUUCACAUGCUUGAAGGCUUCUGCAUCCAAAAAAUAAAAAAAUAAACUCGUUGACACCUGAGAGAUGCACAGAGCCACACAGUUGCAAGGGACCUCAACAGUCAGAAAGUCAAAGCAGAGAAUAUCACUUCUACAGCAUCCCUCAUAGGAAGAGGCUGGAUGGCCACCUAACAGCUGUUAGGUGCCUAUAGAUUUACAGCAAUAGCUGAAAGGGAGUACUCUUUUACCCACUUUGAGGUACUGUGAUAAAAGAGAGGGCAGCACUUUUCAGUUCUCUGCUCUUUCCAAAAUAAGAGCUUACCCUGCUGCUGUGUUUAUUUCAGGUUGAACACUAUCCUGGACUCAGAUCGAGUGCUGGUGAUGCAUGCUGGGAAGGUGGCAGAGCUUGAUUCCCCUGCUGUUCUCAGCCAGAAGCCAGACUCCUUGUUUCAGCAUCUUCUGCACAGUGGGCAGCAGUGA
This is a messenger RNA of Podarcis lilfordi (Lilford's wall lizard), 19896 nucleotides long. Lineage: Eukaryota; Metazoa; Chordata; Lepidosauria; Squamata; Lacertidae. The record is from the annotation of a GenBank genome assembly.